AUGACCACCGACCCUCCCUGGAAAGCCAUCGCCCAGCGCAAGCAAUCCGAGCGCCUGUCCCGCAUCCCCAAAGAAUGGCUCCUCCCCUCCCUCCCCCCGGCCUCCGUCCACGACGUGCGCUCCAUCCCCCGCCGCAGCGGCAUUCUCACCGCGCAAGAACUCGCCAUCACCGAGGACUACGACGCGACGUCGCUGGCCUCAGCGAUCCGCGCGCGCUCUCUGACCGCUGAAGCUGUCGCGCGCGCCUUCUGCAAGCGCGCCGCCAUCGCCCAGCAGCUCUGCAACUGCUUGACCGAGAUCUUCUUCACCGAGGCGCUGGCGCACGCGCGGGAGCUCGACCGGGAAUACGCGCAGACGGGAAGGACGAGGGGCCCGCUGCACGGCGUGCCCGUGUCGCUGAAAGAUACGUUCCGGGUCAAGGGGUACGACGCCUCGAUUGGGAUCGCGAGCCUGGCGGAACAGCCGGCGCGGGAGAACGCGCUGCUGGUGGAUAUCCUGCUGCGGGCCGGGGCGGUGCUGUAUUGCAAGACCGGGGUGCCGCAGACGCUGAUGGCGCUGGAUUCGCAGAGUAAUCUGUUCGGGCGCGUGCUAAACCCGCGGGAUCGCAGGGUCACGGCCGGGGGCAGCUCCGGGGGGGAGGGAGCCCUGAUCGCGAUGCGAGGGAGUGUGUUAGGCGUCGGCACGGAUGUGGGGGGCAGUAUCCGCAUCCCGGCGAUGUGCGGCGGGUUGUACGGUAUCAAGCCCAGCGCGCAACGGGUGCCGUUCGUGGGGCAGGAGAGCGGGACCCGGGAGGGCGGGAGCAAGAUCGGGUUGCCGGCGAGUGCGGGCCCGAUCGCGACCAGCGUCAGGGAUUGUGAGUUAUUCCUACAGGUCGUUUCAAGUGCGCGGCCGUGGGAGCAGGAUCCGAGCGUGGCGUAUGGGUUCUGGGAAGAGCAGGGCGGGGUUCAGGAGAAGCCGCUGCUGGGCGUCAUCCGGCGAGAUGGGUUAAUCGAACCCCUACCGCCCGUCAGCAAAGUCUUGGACGAGACGGUCCAAGCCCUGCGGAAAGCAGGAGUCGAGGUCAUAGAGAUCGACGCGCCCGCCUUCAAAAGAUGUCAAUCGCUCGCCAACAAGUUCUUCGGCAUCGACGGCAACAAUUUCAUGCUCGACCUGUUGGAGAAAACUGGCGAGCCCCUGACCGACUGGUUAAGCACUCGUCUCCGUCGUGGCCCCCAGAUAUCCCUCCCUAGCCUUAUCGAUAUCCACGCGCGGAAGACCGAACUGGAGACGGAAAUGCUGAAGAUCUGGAAAGAUCCCAAGACGGGACGCACCAUCGAUGCCAUCCUCUGCCCCGUGGCCCCGCACCCCGUCCCUCCCAUCGACCGCUGGAACGGCGUCAGCUACACAAGUAGUUUCGUGCUGCUCGACUACCCGGCCGGCACGCUCCCAGUGCGUGACGUUACCGCGGCCGAUCUGCUUGCGGAGUUGCCGCCCGAUAGUAAACCCCUGAAUAGCUGGGACAAGGUGAAUCGGGGAUUAUGGGAUCCGAACACAAUCGAUCGCGAUUUAUAUCGGAACACGAAGCUGAGCGUUCAGGUCGUGGCGCCGAAAUUGCAGGAGAGGAGAUUGGUCAGGGCUAUGCAGUUGGUUGAUGAUGUUUUACGGGGGAGAGUAUCGCGCAUAGCUAAGCUGUAG
Molecule: messenger RNA, 1674 nt
Organism: Amorphotheca resinae ATCC 22711
Lineage: Eukaryota; Fungi; Ascomycota; Leotiomycetes; Helotiales; Amorphothecaceae
Exons: 2
Coding region: 1-1674 (557 amino acids)
Source: RefSeq, a predicted model, not a curated record